AUGCAGUCCAUUACGUCGUUCUUCGGCCCGCCGGCGGGCGGGGCUGGCGGCGGCUCGCGCAAGCGCGGGCGUGAGACGGCGCAUCCGGCAUCCCUGGGCGCGUCGAAGCGGCAGCGGUCCGACUUUCCGGAGCCCGGAAGCAGCGGGGGCUGGGGCAGUGGGCAUGGCGGACAUGGCGGCGGCCAUGCAGCGGCGGCCGGGUGCGGCUCGCGGUGGGCGGCGCUCGAGGCGUCGCUCCCAGCCGACGAGCCGCACAACCCAAACUCAGGGCUGAGCGAGACGCAGCACGAGGCGGUGCAGGCGAAGCGUCGGGCGGCGCUGCGCAAGCGGGCGAUCAAGGCGGCGCUGGCCGAGGACUUUUUCGGAAACAUGGAGCUUGCGCUCGACGAGUCGUGGGCCAAGCGGCUCGGCCGCGAGUUCGACAAGCCGUAUUGGCUUGCACUGCAAGCCAAGCUGCGGCGCGAGGCCGUGAGCGGGCGGCGGAUCUUCCCGCCGGCGGCCGAGGUCUUCAACGCCUUUGGCUUUACUCCGUUUGACAAGGUCAAGGUCGUCAUUCUCGGCCAGGAUCCGUACCACGGGCCCGGGCAGGCACACGGCCUGUGCUUUUCGGUCCGGCACGGCGUCCCGCCGCCGCCGUCGCUCAAGAACAUCUUCAAGGAGCUUGAGGCCGAGUACGAGAGCUUUGCCAAGCCCGACAACGGGUGCCUCGAGUCGUGGGCCAAGCAGGGCGUCCUCCUCCUCAACUCGAUGCUCACCGUCCGGGCCCGCGACGCUGGUUCGCACCAGAAGAUGGGCUGGGAGCAGUUUACUGACGCCGUCAUUGCGGCGCUCAACAAGCACCGGACUGGCCUGGUCUUUCUUCUGUGGGGCUCAUAUGCGCAGAGCAAGGGUAAGAUUGUGUCGACCUCCAAGCACUGCGUCCUCAAGUCGGUCCAUCCGUCCCCACUCUCGGCCUACCGCGGCUACUUUGGCUGCAACCACUUUGGCAAGGCCAACGCCUUUCUUGCCAAGCGCGGCCUCGACCCGAUCGACUGGCGGCUGCCGAACGUCGAUGGGAGCCUGCCCGGCGGCGCGCCCGCGCUUGCCGCCACCAUGCCGGCGGCCUCGGCGCCGACGCCGCCGGCCCCCGUCAAGAAGGCAGCCGGUGCGGUCAAAGUCGCGCCUGCAGCUGCUGGCGGCAAGAAGCUCGUCCCGCCACCAUCUUCUGUCGGCGGCAGCACCUUUCCGUCCAAGCGGGUUCAGAUUGCGGCGCCGCCGGCCCCUACAAGCGGCGGCCAUUCCGGGCCUGUGCGGUAUGACGGCGACUUUGACUCGCUGUGUGGCGAGGGCAUGGCAGCCAUUGCCUCGGGAGUCCACCGGGCGCAUGAGGAGCAGGCCGAGGCCAAGGUCAAGGCCAAGAAGGAGAAGCACACGUUCAACGACAUCUCGACGAGAGCCUCUGUCUUCCGCGACAAGCUGAUCGAGGAGUUCCGGCUGCUGGAGAACCUGGAGCAGACGCAGAGCUCGCACGCGCCGGUCUUUGACGCAGGCUCGCUCUUCCCGGCGCCCGACGAAGACGAGGACGUCGUCGGCGGUGGCGGUGGGAGUGGGAGUGGGCGCGGAGUGGAGAUGGCAUCGCUCGAUGCGCGAGCAGCCGAGGCUGGCGUGCUCGAGCCGGGCGGAAACCGGACGUUCACCAAGGUGCUGAAGGAGACGCCGCACCAGAUGGUCAAGUUCAAGCAUUUUAAGCGGCGGCCGGACAAGGAGGGCGAGUUCAAGAAGUUCCAGGACAAGCGAAUGACGCGGCUGAAGAACGUCAACUCGCCACCGCUCGGCCUGUGGGCGCACUGGAUCGUGACGCACCACUACUUUGAGUGGCUCAUUCUGGGCGUCAUCCUCAUGAACGCAGUCGUGCUCGGCGUCCAGGCCGAGCUGAGCGAGAACGAAAGCGAGUACUGGCUCACACUCCGCAUCCUGUACUUUCUCGAUCUCUUUGCGCUCUACGUCUUUCUCCUGGAGAUCGGGCUCAAGUGGAUCGACUCGUUCAUGAAGUUUUGGCAGUCGGGAUGGAACGUCUUUGACUUUCUGGUCACGCUCCUUUCGGCGGUGCCGGAAGUUCUCCCGUUCUUCCUCUCGGGCUCAUCGGCGUCGUCGCGCAAGUUUGCGGUGGUUGCCAAGCAGUUGCGGCUUCUCCGCGUCCUGCGAGCGCUCAAGCUCCUGGUCCACUUUACAGGCAUCCGAAUCAUCGUGGAGACGACGCUCCAGGCGUUCAACUCGAUGUCGUUCAUCAUGAUUCUGCUCGGCCUUGUGGCGUACAUCUACGCCGUCGCUGGCAUCUACCUCUUUGCCGAGUACACCGAGUCGGAGCGGAGCGAUCUGCAGUACCAGGAGAAGUUCCGAGGCAUGGGCAACGCGCUCAUCACGCUCUUCCAGCUCAUCACGCUCGACCAAUGGUAUCUCAUCCACCAGGAUGUGGCACUCAUCAUUCCGCGGUUCAUUACGGCGACGUACUUUCUCUCAUGGAAGCGCUCGAUCCGGCGGUACUUUAAGAAGCUCGACACGUACAACACGGCGAUGGCCAAGGGCGCCACCAAAAGCCCGAACCUUGGCGUUGGGGUGGCAGGUGCUGGUGCGUCGGCAGGCGCAAAGUCGGCGCUGCACUCGCCGCCCGGAGGCGGGGCGCCGGCCGGGGCGCCAGGCGCCGGCGGCGUUGGGCCGGUCUCGCGCGGCUCAUCGCGAGCCGCAUCGCCGGUAGGCACUGACGGUGAGUCGUCCACUGAGGACGACUCGAGCCUGCCCAACACAACGCUGGCGUCGCCGGGCGGGCUCUCGCGCGCCAACUCGGGCCUUCGCCGCAGGCCGUCGAACCGCUCGCUGGCGACGUCCAACGCGACACUCGACUCGAUCGUGCAGCGGGUCAACUCAUUCCUCCUCACCAACCGCGAAGAGGGCCUGGGAUGGGAAGCACACAUUGCUGCCAACCUCCAGGGUCUCACCGCCGGUGAGCUGGAAACGCUCUGGCCGCGCGACACGCUCUUCCACUACCUGCAGGACAUGCAGCAGCUGCAAGAAGUGCAUCGUGAGUUUCAAGAGCUGCAGCUUCUUGCGUCGUGGACGCUAUUUGAGGCUUUUGACACGUGAUGUGUCGGCAACUGGCGGCGCCCUGCCGCGGAUUGAGCGGAAAGGAGGCGGGAGGGCACGAUCUUGCUUUACCUGCGCUUACGCUUGAGCGGGUCACCGCGGCGCUUGCGCUUAUUCUUGGAGACGCGGCGCUUGACGCCCUUGUUCUUGCGGACGGCGAUGGCGUCGGCCUCCUUGUGCAGCAUUUGCAGCUCAGUAGACGAGAGCAAAUACGACGGGAUCUUGGCCAGCCCCUUGUUGACGGCCUGCGGGUUGAGGACGACGUCGUGCUUGAGGGCAUCGAGAUCAGUGGGGUUGUCCUCAAAGUGAGCCUGGAGCUUGUCCGAGUUGACGAUCUCGUUGCGAAUCUCGGCAAUACGUGCAUCCUUGACGGUCUUCUUGGUGAUGGACAUGAGAACGUUGCGAACGCGGUACUGGAACUGGACAAUGCGCUUGAGGUCAAAGUUGUACGCCUGGAGAUCGAGCUCGCCGCGCGCCAUGCGCUUCCGGGUCUCGGGGUUGCUCUUGGCGGUGGCAGACUCACGGGCAAGCUCGCCGCGGAGGCGCUCAAGCGUUUGCUUGUCGCGCGACGAAACCAUCGAAAGAGCGGAGCCUGCGGCACCGCCGCGAGCCGUCCGCCCGAUC
Molecule: messenger RNA, 3744 nt
Organism: Thecamonas trahens ATCC 50062
Lineage: Eukaryota; Apusomonadida; Apusomonadidae
Exons: 3
Coding region: 1-3120 (1039 amino acids)
Biological process (GO): transmembrane transport; base-excision repair; monoatomic ion transport
Cellular component (GO): mitochondrion; nucleus; membrane
Molecular function (GO): monoatomic ion channel activity; uracil DNA N-glycosylase activity
Source: RefSeq, a predicted model, not a curated record